AUGGCCGGCAACUCUUCGCCACCGGCCAAGCCGGAAAAACGAGCACGUCGUGACCUCGAGGCUGCGGCGAAGGCUGCCGCGGCACCACCUCAAGGCGGGCGAGGCACGAUCCGCGCUCUUUCGGUGCAAGAGCUCACCCGCGCCUUCUUGGCACACGAUGACGAAAUUCAGAGCAUUCUCCAUCAGCUCUCCGUCGUUCAUAAGCUCCCGGUAGAGGGACCGCUGGCCACGACGGCUCUCGACGCCAUUCAGGGAUGGCUGAAGGAUCAUAAGCCAGGCCAACCACACCCCUCCGGCUCUCCCACGGUUGCGGUUGCUGCUGCAGUGCUUCCAUUCUUGAAGGAUUCAACGAAGCCUGAGUCUGUCACCCAACCAGCCUGGGAAGACUUCAAGGCUGCUCUAGCUCUUAUCCUAGAUGAUCCGGACAAGAACAACGCGAUCAAUCACGAGCUUGCUCUGUUUUCGGCUCGGGCCAAUGCGAAAAAGAUGCACAGCACGUUGCUCGCUCAUGUCUCGACGUACAGCAAACUCAUUGAGGACUUCGAAGGCGAGGCACUGGGCAAACGCCCCCAGGGCACCCUGGCUCGCAAAGCCCGUGGACUCCCAACGACCAGCUGA
Symbiodinium sp. CCMP2592 is the source of this 618-nucleotide messenger RNA. The record is from the annotation of a GenBank genome assembly. NCBI's taxonomy places the organism in Eukaryota, Dinophyceae, Suessiales, Symbiodiniaceae.